Drosophila suzukii is the source of this 801-nucleotide messenger RNA. NCBI's taxonomy places the organism in Eukaryota, Metazoa, Arthropoda, Insecta, Diptera, Drosophilidae. The record is from RefSeq and is a predicted model, not a curated record.
AUGGGCGUUAGGGUCUUUGGGUGGCCGGUGGCUCGGGCCACACCCAAGGUCCCUUCUCCAGCGAUUCCGCCUCCCCCGUCGUUGCCGUCGUCGCCGGUGUUGGCGGGCCCGUGCUUGGUGUCGGCGGGACCCACGCAUCCUGCCGGCCUCUCGUCCGGGGAUCCCGAGGAUUCACCUUGGGUACCCCCUCCUCCCAUAUCCUGGGCUCCUUCUUCGUCGAUACCGUCGCGGGCCCCUCGGGCCACGUCCAUACCAGCGUCUGCUGUCGCCACCGCACGCCCUCGGCCACGAACGCCCGCGUGCUGUGGCUCACGUGCGCGGCCGGCACCUCCGUCCGCACCACCGACGGCUCCUCCGCCUGUGCCUGGUGGACUGCCUCCUCCUGCGGUUGUGGCAUCGGCUGCGCGGUCCCCUCCGGUGCCUCCCACAGACGUCGCUCCUCUUCCUCCGCCUCUCGCAGACGGGCAUGCCAUCGCGCCGCCGCCGCCUCGUGACAUCCUCGGCGUGGCCCCUCGGAAGUUCCGCUCCUCCGACGUCCGCGCGGGGUAUCCGAUCGCCAACCGCCGCUUUCCGGAGCCGCCACUCUCUUUCUUCGACGACGGGAUCGCCGACCACCUCCACGUCGCUGUCGGAGCUCACCGCGGGUUCUGGUUCGGAGUCCUCAUCGCGGGUCCGCUCCAGGGCCCGCAAGGGCCCUGUAGGGCCGCCAUCCUCCUGCGCGCUUCGGAUCUGGUGACGCGUGUGCUCACCUUGGUUUUCUGGAUUGUAAUGCUCGACCGUCGCCAGGCUCCCCAUACAUGA